UUUGCCCAUCAUAACGAACUUAGCUCUUUUCAUUAAAAAAAAAAAAAUGCUGUUGAAACGGUUCAAUUUUGUAAAGAGAAUUUUUUUGAAAGCGAUGGAGGGAGCGGCCGUUGAAACGGUUCAAUUUUCUGGCCUGCUAAAACAACUAAACAAGCAUGAGCCAAACAAAGCCUUAGAUUUAAUAACAUUAGCAUUACAGGUGUUGUACUAAGCACUAAUAUAGUUGUACCUUGAAACUGAAAGUGACAGUAACUAACAAAUAGUACUUGUCAGUUUCUCUUUUGUCUUGUUUCUAUUCCCUCCUUUUCUCUCCAUUUGCUGCCUAGUGUAACCUUCACCAAUUUUCUCUCUUUCUUUUUUUUUUUCCUUUUCUUUUGUUGUUUCCUUUGUUUUCAUUUCUAUCCAAAUAUGGCCUUUGAGUUUUUAUAUCAUGAGCAUCUCAGUUUUUUUGGCUUCUUUCUAGGAAAAUUCUAUACCUUUUUGUUUGUUUUCCUUAAUCCAACAUGCACAUUAGGAAAAUAAAAGAAAAUCAGUGAUUCUUGGUGGGUUUUAUGUGUUUUUGUUGUUUGGUUUAUGGGGUCUCUUGAUGGAACAUAAAACAAGCUAAAAGGUACUUCCUUUUUCACUAUUGUUGAAUAAGGUUUGCUCAUAUUUGUGUUUCUUGAUCAUGUUCUUGGUAGGUUUUAUGUGUUUUUCUUGUUUGGUUUAUGGGGUCUCUUGAUGGAACAUAAAACAAGCUGAAAGGUACUUCCUUUUCCACUGCUGUUCUUUAAGGUUUGCUCAUAUUUGUGUUUCUUGAUCAUGUUCUUGGUAGGUUUUAUGUGUUUUUCUUGUUUGGUUUAUGGGGUCUCUUGAUGGAACAUAAAACAAGCUGAAAGGUACUUCCUUUUCCACUGCUGUUCUUUAAGGUUUGCUCAUAUUUGUGUUUCUUGAUUAUGUUCUUGGUGGGUUUUAUGUGUUUUUCUUGUUUGGUUUAUGGGGUGGAAGAUAAAACAAGCUGAAUGGUACUUCCUUUUUCACUGUUGUUUUUUAGGAUUGCUCAUAUUUGUGUUUCUUGAUUAUGUUCUUAGUAGGUUUUAUGUGUUUUUGUUGUUUAGUUUAUGGGGUUCUCUUGAUGGAAGAUAAAAAAAAGCUGAAAGGUGAGUUGAUAUUCUAAUCUGAGUGAACAUGGCCAUGUCACUGGAGGACCUCCUUGCAAAAGAAGGAUUCAAUAGCCGGAUGUCAAAAACAAUGCCUAGAACUUCAUUGGGAACAAAAGCAAGAAGCGGACCUAUUUACCGACUUCAAGAACCUCAUACAAAUGUUGCUUCGUCAAGCACAAGAAAGACAGAGAGAAGAAAAUCUGAUAUACCCUGGCAUGACUUAAAAGAUGGAAGGUCAAAGAAGGAAAGUAAGCAUAGAAUGGGCUCUUCCGAUCUACCGUCGGAUGUUAAGAGACUAAGCAUUAGUUCUUCUGAUGAGUUUCUAUCUGCUAAUGCUUCUCAAAACAGUGAGAUAGUUGAGGUUGGGGAGCGAAAUGACUCAAGAUACAAUCGUAUAUACUCAAAUCGAACUUACAGAAGGGAGAGCGGUGAAUCCUUUGGAAAACAUGCACUAGAAACAACAAAAUGUCUCAAUAAUUCUAGUAAAGAAAUUUCAGGACAUCCAAGCUUUAGAGAUAAUUAUCAGAAACAUAUGGAACAGCCCGAGACCUCACAUAGCAGAUCAAGUAGAAGUUCGCUAACCAACAAGAAGUAUGAUGAGACUACAGCUAUUCCUGCUCUUGAUGAAGUUUCUAUUCAGGCAGUAAUCUCUAUCUUAAGCGGGCAUAUAAACUGUUUCCUCCUAGACGAGGAUUUUAGGACAUCGCUUCGUCACAAUAGUUUCGCUUCCUUAAAUUUUGUUGGAUUUGAAGAAGGCUUGAAUACUGAAAGCAAGAUCAUAGCCACUCUUGAACAAGCUAUAGAAACAGUAGAAAGAGCAGCAGAGGAUUGUGCAAAUGAAAAAGAGCUUAAGAAAGCCUCAGUGCAGCUUAGUGUAAUAACAGGAUUGAAUUCGAACGAAUUACGAGAUCGAUUUACGUCUGGAAUUCCCAAUUCUAAAUUGGCAGCUUGUGCUCAUUUGUACCUCAGUGUCAUAUAUAAGAUACAGAAGAAGGACCGUAUUGCUGCAAAGCACUUACUGCAAGUUUUCUCUGAUUCGCCCUUUCAGGCAAGGACUAAUUUGUUGCCGGAUUUGUGGAAUCACAUAUUUCUUCCUCAUCUUUCGCAUUUGAAGGUCUGGUAUAAUUCGGAAGCUAAUUUUCUCGGUGAUCGACAUAAUAAGUCGAGGACACUGAAGCUUGUUGAGAAAUUGUACAACGAAAAUCUGGACAAUGGGACUUAUCAGUUUGCACUUUACUACAAAGAAUGGCUAACUGACGGAGCUGAGAUUCCUUUAGUUCCUUCAAUUCAAAUUCCUUCUAUAUCUGUUCAGCAUGAAGUUUCCUUUAGCAACUCUUGCCACUUAAAUAGUGGCGUUGGCGGUUUCUCACCUCAGCCGGUGGUCAGCAAAAAGUUGUAUGAUGAAGUAUUCCGUCAUUCACAUAAACUAGGAGCGGAAUCAGAAGAGAGCCAGGAAGAAUGCUGUGAAAUUAGUAAGAGGAGGCCCACUAGUUUUGCUGCCGAACAUAUGGCAGCAUUGACAUACUCUGCUGAAGUGAUUAAGUGUAUAGAUCAAGAUAUUGGGUCUGGUGCUACAGUUGAUUCAUAUGGUGCAUCAACCGCUCGGGAUGCAGCGGGGGUAUUUGGAGCGAAUUCUCCAGAAGAAAAAAAUUUCAUGGAAAUAUUUGGAAACUCUGAUAUGAAGGAAACAUCUCCACUAAAGUCCAACAUGCCGGAUUCAUUUGCACCUGCAAAUCUGACCGAAUUCAUAUUCAACAGGAUAACAAAAGCAGCUUCUGAGCAGGAGACCGAGGAGGUAGUGCUUCCUGCUCAAGGAGUCGAUUAUGAAGAUUAUGUCGAAAGACCUUCCAUAAACAUCCCACAAGAAUUUGUCUGCCCUUUGACUGGACUUUUUUUUGAAGAUCCAGUUACCCUAGAGACUGGCCAAACCUUUGAGAGAGCAUCUAUUAUAAGCUGGUUGUUGAAAGGAAAUAGAACAUGCCCCGUAACACGAAGAUUGUUAGAAUGUCAACGCGUGCCCCAUACUAACUUUAUUUUGAAGCGCGUCAUCAACAAUUGGAAGUCAGAACAUUGGAGGCACCUUCUGGCUUAUUUCUCUAAGGUUACCGGUAAUUCAGGGGGACACGGUUGGUUAAAGAACGAAACAGCUGUUUCCAUAUUGGAACAUCUUAUUAUUGCUUUAACUCAGGAUGAAAGAAGGGUAACUCUAGAGCAGCUUAUAUCCGUAGGAAGCUUACAGUUUCUCAUCCAGAGAUUUAACUGUGGAAACGCUAGCGAGAAGAUAUGUGUUUCCGGGUUAUUUUGCUCUUGCAUUGUGGCUGAUACCAAUUGCAGAAAUGUAGUAGCCAGAAAUGUUGAUAAGAUGUGGCUGCUUAAUCUUCUUCAGAAAGAAGAGUUGGAAUCGAGAAGAUUCGCCUUUUUACUCCUGACUGAACUCAUUUGCCUUAACAGGAGAAAAGAUGCAAAGUUCUUCCUAAAAGGCCUUCACAAAGACAACAUUGUCAAAGCGAUGACCGAUUUGCUGAUGUAUCUCCAGGACUGUCCAUGUGAACAGAGAAUCAUGGUUGCUGUGCUGCUUUUGAACUUUGAUCUUCUAGCAGACACAGAUAUGCCCAACACAUACAGAGAUGAUGCGGUUGAUGCUAUGACUAUGGCCUUAGAAAGCAGCUUAUCGGAUGAAAGGAGCAGAGAAAUAUGUUGCAAAGCACUACUUAUUCUGGGAGGGCAUUUUUCGUUCUCCGGUAAGAUUAUGACAGAGGAUUGGAUCCUAAAGCAAGCUGGUUUUCUUGAAGGUUUUGGAGUGGAAUAUCCGGACGAGAAAGAGAACAAUGUGCUGGUUGAUGCAACCGUUAUGAUGAUGGAGGAUGAAGAAGAAGAGGCCAGGGAAAAAUGGUUGUUAAAUGCAUCAGCGUUACUUAUUGGUAGUGGAAAGAAGUCAUUUGUGGAGGCUCUCUCGAAGUGUUUAGGUUCAGGAAACUUGGAAAUGGUCCGAAUCUGUCUAACAACAGUCGCGUGGUUGAGCUCAGCGCUUGCUUCAAUGAACGACUCAGAGUUUGAAAUAUCUGCAUUUUUAGCUAUUAUCAAUCAGCUGAUAGAAUGCUUACAACAUGGUGAUCUGGUUGAACAUAAGGUUUUAGCUUCAAUGUCUCUGCUUAACUUCAGCAAAAUUCAAGAAUGUAGGAUCUUACUGAUGAUGAUAGCAGAAGAUUUUGUUGGUCCUCUAGAAAGCCUUGUUGAAGUUACAUGGACAGCAAAAGAGCUUUAUGCCAUCAUUUCCAGUUGCUAGAGGUGGAUUUUAAACUUUGGUUGCCUGAAAGGAAGUCUUAGCCUUUGGACCAACAGUAAAGUUGUUUCCACACGAGCUACAGGUAAUGGGUUCGAACCGUAAAACCAACCACUGAUGCUUGAGUUUGAGUACACAGCGUAUGUUAACCCCCUUGGGUGCAGCCUUUUCUCCGAACCCCAAUGAACUCGGAAUGUUUCGUGCACUGGACUGCCAUAUUUUUUUGCAUGUAAAGUCAUUUUCGUUUAGCUAUUCGUUUCUUCACAAACAAAGAAAAAGUUACAUUUGUUGAUUGUAAAUCAUGUGAAUAAACAAGAUGAAGGCUUUCAGUCUACCUGUAUUUCAAACUGCUA
This is a messenger RNA of Lycium barbarum (goji berry), 4778 nucleotides long. RefSeq lists its product as uncharacterized. Lineage: Eukaryota; Viridiplantae; Streptophyta; Magnoliopsida; Solanales; Solanaceae. Gene Ontology annotation, biological process: protein ubiquitination. The transcript has 9 exons. Bases 1168 to 4428 code for a protein of 1086 amino acids. Gene Ontology annotation, molecular function: ubiquitin-protein transferase activity. The record is from RefSeq and is a predicted model, not a curated record.